GGGAAAGUUCCAGUCAGGAAGCAUUUGGUGGUGACACUGAGCGCCCUUUCCAGUAAGUUCUACUGGGUGCUGAUAUAAAACUCCGGGCGCAUCAACGAGUGUUCUGGAAAUCUUUUGGGGGAGAACGGAGAGUGCGAGCCGACUACAUUGCGGACAUUGCCCCGUGUCAAAACUGGGGAAAGUUUUAACGAUCGUUGGUGUCUCUCAAAUAAGCAGAUUUUUGGAUAGAUAGGCAGGUCCGUUAGGAUAGUCGUCUGUUUCGCUGACUCCGUAGUUUAUUUGAGAGGUUAACAUUGUAGCUCACAUUGUGACUACCGGCGCUGUCAUGGCUAAAUGGGGAGAAGGGGAUCCACGCUGGAUCGUGGAGGAGAGAGCUGACGCCACCAACGUCAACAACUGGCACUGGACUGAGCGGGAUGUGACCUCCUGGUCCUCAGACAAGCUGAAAGAGCUGCUCAUCGGAGUCUGCGUGGUGAGCAAGGAGGGGAGCUGCGAGAUUGUGGAAGUGAGCAAACUGGAGGGCGAGGCAUCCAUCAACAACCGCAAAGGCAAGCUUAUCUACUUCUAUGAGUGGGACGUGAAGGCCAAGUGGACAGGAACAUCAACUACUGGAAUCGUAUAUAAAGGAAACAUAGAAAUUCCCAACCUGUCUGAUGAGAAUGACAUGGAUGACAUAGAUGUCAGUGUGUCACUUUGUAAGGAUGAGCCUGACACCCCCCUGUUAACCCUGAUGAAGAAGGAUGGGGUAAACAAAAUAAGGACCGUGCUGGGGGGCUAUGUGGGAUACCUGAAAACAGAGUUCACCCAGGGCAUGAUCCUCCCCACGACCAAUGGCAUGAACAAGCAGCAGCAGCAGACACCCCAGUCCAAGGGUAACACUCAGAAUUUACAGCCAGGAGCUGUCAGCUCCACCCCUUCACCUAGCACUGGCAUAAAGAUUCCUACUUGCAAAUUCUGUCUGAAGGAAACGUUUCUCACCUCACCAGAGGAACUCUACAGAGUCUUUCUCAAUGAGGAGAUGGUGCAGGCAUUUACUCAUGGGCCAGCCAUGGUCAACGGUGACAAAGGAGGGAAAUUUCGUCUGCUGGAUGGGAAUGUCUGUGGAGAGUUCAAGGAGUUGGUUCCAGAUGAGAAGAUUGUCAUGAAAUGGCGGUUUAAGACGUGGCCUAGUGAGCACUAUGCCACUAUCACCAUAUAUCUUGUGGAGCGUGGAGGCGAGACAGAGCUGAAGCUGGAGUGCACGGGUGUGCCGGUGAACGAGGAGGACAGGACCAAAGCCGGCUGGCAGCGGUAUUACUUCGACGCCAUCAAACAGACGUUUGGCUAUGGGGCUCGACUCUACUGAAGGUGCCGCAUGGUGGAGCUCCUCCCUCUUGACCUCUGAACUGGAAACAAAACGGAACAGAAAACGGAAGCGUGUUUGCUUGUUCCGUUUUGUUCAUGUAUAUUGCAUUCAUUUCUAAGGCGAUUGGAUCUGUACACCAGCUGCACGGCACGCAUGAAUGAACUGUGCCUUUGUGCCCCACGUAGUAGUUCAGCUUUGCACAUGGGUUUUGUAGUCCGAGGUUCUUUGAAUAUUUUAAGGAGCAAGAAAGUAAAUAGGAAUCGCAACGGAAAAACACCUCAAUUGAGUAUUUAAAAGGAGCAAUUAAUCGGGCCCUUUUGUUCAUUUGUCAUGUUAAUAUCAAUAAAAUACCAUUUCGAGUUUGCUCAGCUUUUUUUAUAAUGAAAAAGAUUGAUCGUGUGUAAAAGCCUUAAGAGUUCCGUGCACCGAUUUAAGUUUGAAAAAAAAAUCCCCUUAAUGCAAGAUAAUGCAGCUUGCUGUUAUAAUAGUUUCAUUUACAGCAUUUCCCUGAGUACUGUAAGUCAAAAUUGUUUUAUUGAAUAUAUAUGUAACGGCGUGAGCAAUGUAUUUAAAUGUUCUGUGUUCAGACGAUUUAUUGCAAUGUUUGCCAUUCAAGUGUAAAUCAGCAGCUGGUAAAGCUAGAGGAUGACUACAGAGGACAACUGUAAUGGCAUAUGAGUAAUUUUAAAAGCUUCCUGUACUGGUAUAAUGUGUUUGCCAGUGAUUUGCGUCCCUAUUUAAAUAAAAUGAAUAAUUCAUUUUG
Paramormyrops kingsleyae is the source of this 2108-nucleotide messenger RNA. Its product is annotated as activator of 90 kDa heat shock protein ATPase homolog 1-like. Gene Ontology annotation, biological process: protein folding; positive regulation of ATP-dependent activity. The record is from RefSeq and is a predicted model, not a curated record. Gene Ontology annotation, cellular component: cytosol. NCBI's taxonomy places the organism in Eukaryota, Metazoa, Chordata, Actinopteri, Osteoglossiformes, Mormyridae. Gene Ontology annotation, molecular function: ATPase activator activity; protein-folding chaperone binding.